AUGCCGUCGAAUAUCCAGGUCUUCGUGAAAUGGAAGGACCAAACGAUCUUUGCAGGGGAGAAUGUGGAAUGCACUAUUACAUUCAAGAACGUGGCAGAGACCAGGCCCGAUGUCAACGCUAGUGAGGGCCAGCACCAGCGCAAGGCGUCUCGAGUCGCCAACCAUUCCAGCAAUAAUAAUUCCGACUCCUUCUUUGGUUUCAAAUCACCCCAGAGGCUUUUCUCGGAUCGACGGUCUUUUUCCAUCGGCUCUCCAAGGAGACCGGCUGCCCACCGCACCGCUUCGUCCCUGAGCUCCCCACUUGUUACUUCUCAGAGCUUCCCGCCUGCCGGCAACCCCUCCUCCACGCCCCGAAGCUGGCAGCCCGGCCACAGCGGUAAACGAUCUGUAUCGAUUCUUUCAAUUGAUAGUGAAGGCCAGCCUGAAAAAUCGCUGUCGCCGCACUUGACUCGAGGCAAGCCUGCUAGGGGUCAUGGGCGCUCAACCAGUCUCCAAAUUUCCCCCCGGAGGAAUGAUAGCUAUGAUGAUUCAUACAGGAAAGCAGCCAGGGCUCCAAUGCGUGGUCUGCCACUGAGAGAAUCAGACGAAUCCGCCCCCGGAAACCUACGAGUUGACACCAAUAAUGUGGGGACCACAAGCCGUCCUGGAUCCAUUGCAGAAAGUCCUGUAAAUUCGGUCGAACCAUUGCGCCCUGCACGAAGACCUCAACUACCUUCCUUUGACUUCAAAUUUCCGCCUGCUCCUCAAAAUGACACCAAUCGCCCCGCCGCAACCCCCCUCACCCAAAUCCGAAAGACUCCCCUCGCCAGGGAAAGCCCCAGGCAGAGAUCCAUCGGUACUGGGACCGCCAUCACAUCAGCAGGUCACACGAAUUAUAUCGGCCACCAGUGUGAAUGGAAGCAGUCGAAGCAGUGUGUCGUGCCCUCAUCAGCAAAGCCCGCAGACAGCCAGGCGCUGCUGAUGGGCUAUGCCCAGAUCAGUGCAUCAUUUACAGUCGACGGUUCAUUGGUCAAUCAGUCAGUAUUUGACGAAGUCAAGCGCAAAGGAGUAGUUGGCGGCCAAACAGGCACUGGUGGACUCCCGGGGCGACCAAGCUCCGCCAGCACUGAACGUGCUCGCAAAGGGGGCGGUGGCUUUUGGGGUGCGCUCAAGUGGAACGCCAUUGAGGAGUCUAUAAACGGUUUCCUGUCAAACAAUGAACUUGAUGGUCUCCGAGACAUGCGUGGAGUUGCUUCGUCACGCUCCAUUCCGCUCCUUUCUACUCCACAAUCGCUUCUUUUCGUCGACCUGCGACUGGCACCAGGAGAGGAACAGUCGUAUUCCUUCUCUUUUUCUCUUCCCAGAGGACUCCCGGCGAGUCACAAGGGGAAAGCCAUCAAGAUAUCUUACAAUCUCGUCAUUGGAACUCAGCGACCUAGUGCGCCCAACGACACUCAACGAGUCAACCGCAUCAACAUCCCGUUCCGUGUAUAUAGCGGAGUAAAUGAGAAGGGAGAUGUUUUGGGUCAUGAUCUGAUGUCUCCAUAUGUGCUUUUGCGUGACGAAGCCAAAGUCCAAAAAGUCGCACCUAACGCUCCGGUGGCCCCAAAGCCUCAGAGUCUAAGUGGACUAUGGAAUUCAGCUGGGGACUUUAUCUCCUAUGUCGAUGAGAUUCUUGAACAGCGUGCACGCUCAAAUUCACUUUUCCCACCGGGUGCUCUUCCAGAGCGCCGAGCAAGCUAUGACGGACCUUCCCAGCCGCUGUCCUGCAAAGACAUCAUUGACAUGGCAAUUCUCCGCAGUAACCAAACUGCUCAAUCAUCGCGGCGCAGUCCCAACAGGUUCGAGAUUGCCCGCGAUGGCAAACGCAUCGCAGUGGUUGUCUUGAACCGUCCCGUACAUCGAAUUGGCGAAACCAUCAUUGCUACCGUGGAUUUUGGUAAUGCUUCUAUCCCAUGUUAUGCUGUGCGAGCUUCAUUGGAAACAUCUGAAAAGGUCGUGCCUACUCUGGCUGUUCGAUCAAACGCCAGUAUCCACCGAACUACCCGUCGCAUCCAUGCAUCCCUGUUUGAAAAUACGCUUUAUGCCACCCGUGUGGUUUUCAGUCCUGCCAUUCCUAUUACUGCCACGCCGACUAUUCUCACCAGCGGCGUGACCCUUGAUUGGGACAUACGCUUCGAGUUUGUGACACCGAAUACAAUUAACGAGCAUGGUCAUGGGCCCUCCGGUGUCCAAUUGCUUGAAUCUAUAUCUUGCGACGAUCGUGGUAAAGUCCUUUCUGCUUUGGAGCAUUUGGGCUGUGAAUCAUUUGAAAUUUCAAUCCCGUUGACUGUCUACGGUGAAAGUGUCCGGGAACCAUUGCCAGAAGAGAACAACGGAUAUGCUAUUUGA
Molecule: messenger RNA, 2370 nt
Organism: Penicillium pulvis
Lineage: Eukaryota; Fungi; Ascomycota; Eurotiomycetes; Eurotiales; Aspergillaceae
Product: putative intracellular protein transport protein (Sat1)
Exons: 4
Coding region: 1-2370 (789 amino acids)
Biological process (GO): retrograde transport, endosome to Golgi
Cellular component (GO): Golgi membrane; Ric1-Rgp1 guanyl-nucleotide exchange factor complex
Source: RefSeq, a predicted model, not a curated record